AUGCUCCUUGCUGCGUGCAUGCGUCCAUACUCCACCUAUUCCCAUUCACUCCCUGCCUUCCCACCUCUCGGAUGUCUACCUCUCCUCCUCCCUGCUCCUCCCUGCCUCCCUGCCAUGCAGGUGCUUGGUCGCCUGGCCUCACGGCUGUCAGUGGUGCUGCAGGGGAAGGACAAGCCCAUCUACUCGCCCAGCAUUGACAAGGGCGACGUGUGCAUUGUAGUGAACGCAGGUUGGUACAUCGGAGGUCUAAAGGAGCGAACCCUCAAGGAUCAGAUGGCAAAGGAUCCCAAGGAGGUCAUUCGCAAAGCAGUGCUGCGCAUGCUGCCCCGCAACCGACUCGUGGAUCCACGAAUGACGAAGCUGAGGAUAUUCGAGGGGGGCAGUCACCCAUUCGAGGACAUUCCUGCGAGGGAGGAGGCGAAGCCUGCCCAGCUCCCUCACCUGCUCCCACCUCCCAGAACCGUACUCUACCCCCAACCAUCACUCUUCCUUCUGCAUGCCCCCCCUUCCCCCCAGCCGCGCAUGACGAAGCUGAGAAUAUUUGAGGGGGACAGCCACCCAUUCGGGGACAUGCCUGUGAGGGAAGAGACAAUGCCGCUAAGAAAUGUGAGGGAGAUGCGACCCAGGGAGAGGCGCGCUGCUGAUAAAGCCGCUCGUGCUGCUGCUGCCAAGGGCCUAGAUCCGGCGGUGACGGCGGUUGCUGCGGUGGAGGAUGACGUCUGCACCAUGGGCCGUGCUGCGCUGGCGCUGGUGACGGCGAGGAGCACGAGGAGGGAGAGAGGCAGGAGCAGCUUGCGCGCUGCGCGCGGCCACGAGUUACUCGCCAUCGUCGAGAUGCCUUGGGAUCGUCGCAGUAAAUGCCGUACGGAUGAGAGCAGGCCCGUUAAUAGUGCUAAGGAAAAAGCCGUUAAAUGGAAAGCCGGUUGA
Closterium sp. NIES-65 is the source of this 927-nucleotide messenger RNA. The record is from the annotation of a GenBank genome assembly. Lineage: Eukaryota; Viridiplantae; Streptophyta; Zygnematophyceae; Desmidiales; Closteriaceae.